ACGGCCAUGGCUAAUCUAUCGAUCGACCAACCUGCAGAGAAACCUCGGCGACGAGAUGCGGGAGUUGUCCCAGCACAGGUGGUUCGUCCAGUUCCGCGCGGAGAGAGAUUUCUACGCCGGGGUCUGCAGCGAGGCCGCUGGCUCCGCGCGGAGGCUGCGGAGGAGCAUCGAGCACGAGACGGAGAGAUUCGGCCGCGGCCUCUGGCAGCAAAAGAAAAAGAUCUUGGAUGCCUACCUUGCCUUGAGCGGAGUAAAUUAUGUUCUCAAAUUUCCAGCGGAGCCAGCAGCCAUAGAUGAGUUCGCUGCUGAGAAAGCCUUGAAGGAGGAUGCCAUGAAGUGGAGGUUUGAGGAGCUGUGGAUGACCGAGCACGGCAGUAAGUACAAGCACAAGGAGUGGAGGAAGGCGUGGCUCUAUGACAAGUACAAGAAAUGCGCCCAGGAUGUCGACAAGCGCAACACGGAGGGCGGUGGGGCUGCCUUCGGGACAGACCAGUUCUGGGACGAAACCGAGCAAGAGUUCCGCGAACGCACGGGCCGCAAGCUCGAAGACUGAUACUGCAGUAUAUGGCGUGCUCUCUGUGGCACCGAUGCUUGGGUCAUUGAUAGAGAGGACAUACGGUUUGCCGUGUUGAACUAAUUAGCAUUUGCUCUGAAUCACGAAUGCUCUGGAUAUUUCACUCUAUGUAUGUAGUAGCCGUGACAUGAUGAAUGUGGUAAGUGUGAUGUAUCAACGACUAGCAUAUGGAAUCAGCAUCUUUAACGUGUACGUGUUAA
Triticum aestivum (bread wheat) is the source of this 774-nucleotide messenger RNA. RefSeq lists its product as uncharacterized. The transcript is spliced from 4 exons. The record is from RefSeq and is a predicted model, not a curated record. The coding region runs from base 56 to 553 and encodes 165 amino acids. Lineage: Eukaryota; Viridiplantae; Streptophyta; Magnoliopsida; Poales; Poaceae.